CGAUGGCGCGCAUGAGUGUUGAAGAGUACGACAAACUUUCGCCUGAGGAACGGCAAAAACAGGACAAGGAGGAUCGCGCGAGGGAAGCGAGGGAACAGGCUGAAUUACCGUACACUUGGAACCAAGAGCUGACUGAACUUGAUCUCGUCGUUCCCGUUCCAAAGGGAACCCGCGCCAGAGAUCUGUCGAUUGUUAUUCAGAAGAAGAAACUGAGCGUCGGUCUGAAAGGGAAGGAGAGGACUCUGGACGGCGAACUUUGCAAGGAAAUCAAGGUGGAUGACAGUACUUGGACACUUCAGGAUAACGAAGCUGUUCAUAUCCAUCUCGAGAAAGUGAACAAGGAACAAUGGUGGGAAAACGUCCUUACCCACCAUCCCAAGAUCGAUACCACCAAGAUCGAACCAGAGAACAGCAAGCUCAGCGAUCUUGAUGGGGAGACCAGAGGAAUGGUAGAGAAAAUGAUGUUUGACAACCAGCAGAAGCAAAUGGGAAAACCAACGUCCGAUGAACUCAAGAAGAUGGAGGCUCUUCAAAAAUUCCAGGCUGCCCACCCAGAACUGGAUUUCUCCAAGGCGAAGAUUACAUGACCGCUGGUUAUCGACUCUCCCUCACUUGGUGCAUGUGUAGUAACCCCGAGAAAAAAGGUAUCAUCAGGACAAGUAGCUAAACAAAUAUGUAACACCAAUCUAUGAGA
This is a messenger RNA of Desarmillaria tabescens, 694 nucleotides long. RefSeq names its product nuclear movement protein nudC. Gene Ontology annotation, cellular component: cytoplasm. NCBI's taxonomy places the organism in Eukaryota, Fungi, Basidiomycota, Agaricomycetes, Agaricales, Physalacriaceae. The record is from RefSeq and is a predicted model, not a curated record. The annotation marks the transcript as partial. The transcript is spliced from 7 exons. Gene Ontology annotation, biological process: protein folding.